GCGAGCGCAGACGCAACGGCCGUCAGUCGCUCCAGGGCCGUCAGAGGGGUCGGACCACAAUCUAGUCAUUAUUUUUUUUAUAAUAAUUUCGUAAUCAAAAGGUCAUCAUGAAAGUGUUCAUCGCUUUAGCAGCUAUAGCCGCGCUCGCAAGCGCGCAAUUCAAAUGCCCGGCGAAAGAUGGCCAGUACGAAGACGACAGACAAUGUGACAAAUUCUACGAGUGUGUAGAUGGUGUUGCCACCACCAAGCUGUGCCCAGACGGUCUGGUGUUCGACCCCACUAUCAGGAAGAUCAACAAGUGCGACCAGCCCUUCAACGUGGACUGCGGAGACAGGACUGAAUUGCAGCCUCCCAAGCCCAACAACCAAUGCCCGCGCCGCAACGGUUUCUUCGCUCACCCCGACCCGUCAGUGUGCAACAUCUUCUACAACUGCAUCGAGGGGGACGCCACUGAAGUCAAGUGCACUGCUGGACUGCACUUCGACGAGUACUCCGGAACCUGCGUGUGGCCCGAUUCGGCCGGCAGGCAAGGAUGCAUCGCUCAAGAGAAGAAGACCAAGGACGGCUUCGAGUGCCCCAAGGACCAGCAGGUUGACGCCCAGGGUCAGCCAGUAGCCCACCCCAAGUUUGCCCACCCAUCCGACUGCCAACGGUUCUACGUGUGUCUGAACGGAGUGGAGCCCAGGGAUCUAGGAUGCAUUGUCGGAGAGGUCUACAAUGAGGAGACGCAGAAGUGUGAUGCGCCUGAGAAUGUGCGCGGAUGUGAGGACUGGUACAAGGACGCCGAGGAUACGGCGCCCAAAGCGAGGUCUUAAGCCUCUAGUGAUAUCAUACUACAUAGCUUACUGUUAAGACUUAAGUUAAUAAUAAGUUAAACAAAUUAA
Molecule: messenger RNA, 884 nt
Organism: Amyelois transitella
Lineage: Eukaryota; Metazoa; Arthropoda; Insecta; Lepidoptera; Pyralidae
Product: protein obstructor-E
Exons: 5
Coding region: 108-815 (235 amino acids)
Cellular component (GO): extracellular region
Molecular function (GO): chitin binding
Source: RefSeq, a predicted model, not a curated record